AUGGGACAUCGCCAGGUGCCAAGAUCCAUCGAAGUUUUCUUGGAUGGCAUGCUGGCACGGCUGGAGGCAGAUGUCGAAGGUAUUUGCCUUAAAGCAGUGCUCUCUUUCACAUUUGUGGAACCUGAGCUCUGCGAAGAAGAGUCCCGCUUGCUGGCCAAGGCCUCCGAUGAAGCCUUGCGACUCAACGUCCUCUUCCUCCUCUCUCGGGAGUCGCGAUGCGACGCAGCGGCGGAGCGUCUCCAGGAGUUGGUGGCAGCUCUCAAUCAGCUGGAGCCGCGGAACCACGACCUGGCUCUCUCCUGCGCGCAGCUCUUCUCGCGGCUCGCUGGCCGUCACAAAGCGAUCCUAAACAUCACGCAGCAGAUGAUCAAACGGUGCACUGACUCAGCGCCAGACCAGGCGAAGUACCUGACAGAGCUGGGGUACCAGUUCAUGAUGCAAGGCGCCUUGACGCAAGCGGAGCAAACCUUCCACCUUGCCGUGGCCAAGGAUGAGACGGAUGUGAGGGCGCUCUUUGGGAUCAUCAACUGCCGCGUCCAAGAGGGGAACCUGGAUGACGCAGAGGAGCAGCUGGAGUUCCUGGGCGAGAUUCAGAUCUCCGUGGGCAAGUCUCCAGACCUUGCCUUCCUCCAAUCCCUCAUCGCCUGGCGGAAGCGCCGGGAUGCUGAGGGAGCCCUGAACCUCCUCAACGAAACCUUGACACUCCACAUUACGAACUUCAAAGCCGCUGUGGGCUACGAUUUCUUCAUCAAGCUCAACGCGGACUUCAUGCUCGACAUCGCGCGCGAGUAUUUGCAGCAUACCCUCACAGGCGGUUCCGAGGAUGCAGCCAAGCCGGGCGGCUAUCUCCUCCGAGGGGUCCAGGUCCUGGAGACGUUGACGCGCUUCGUGCCAGGCCUCGUGCCGGCGCAGGUGCUUCUGGCCAAAGCCAAAGCGGCCCUGAACGAAGUCGAUGUAGCAACGCGCAUCUUGCACCAGUGUCUGCGGUUGGAUCCCAGCUGUGCCGACACGUAUCUGCUCCUCGCGCGCAUCUACCACCAGAAGGAUCAGCCGAACGCCGCGCUGCAGUACUUGGAGCAGGGACUGAGCCAUGACUUUAGCGUGCGGAACCAUCCGCUCUACCACUUGGUGAAAGCCGAAGUGCUCUCCGCUGCUGGCGAAAUCGAGCAAGCUUCGAAGCUCCUUGAGUCGGUGAUGACGCUGCCGGGGGUCAAGAGCGGAACUGAUGCCAAGCAGGCCAACAAGACCGUCCAGCUAAGCAUGUCCGACCGAUCAGCGUUGUUCACGCUGCAGGUGAGCCUGCUGACAAAGCUGAAACAGCUGGACCAAGCGAGCGAAGUGGUCAAAACGGCUAUCGCAGAGUUUGCGGGCACGCCAGAAGAGGUGAAAAUCUUGGUUGCGAACAGCCAGCUGGCCAUCGAGAAGGGCGAGAUCGACUCGGCCCUAAACAUGCUGAGGACAAUGAAGCCGGAGCACCCACAGUUUGCCAUGGCGAAAGCCGCCAUGGCAGAUAUCUAUUUGAAGCAUCGCAAAGACAAGAAGGCUUAUGCGCGAUGCUACAAGGCGAUCGUCGACCAUGCUCCCACAGUGCAGAAUUACUUGAUCCUUGGCGAUGCGCUCCUGUCCAUCCAAGAGCCUGCUGAUGCAAUCAUCGCUUUCCAGCAGGCCAUGGAGUUGGAGAGCUUCAAGGUCGACCCGAACUUGAUUCAAAAGAUCGGGAAAGCGAUGAUGCAGACGCACGACUAUGAGAGGGCCAUACAGUAUUACCACGACGCUCUCCGAAAGCACCCGUCGCAGCAGGAGCUGAGGCAAGAUUUGGCACGGCUAUAUCGCCGGCUUCAGCGCUGGGAGGAUGCCAUCAAGGAGCUCGAUGAUGCUCUUCAGGUCGUGAUGGAAGAGAGCUUCAAGACAUCCAAGUAUCGGGUGGACACGCUGGUGCAGCUUGCAAAGGUGCACAGCGACUAUGCCGACAGCCGUGCAAAUGUCACCGGUGGUGCCUUGCCUUGUGGAAGCGGCAUAGAGGUUCGAGAAUCUUGGGCCCACGGUGGCUAG
Symbiodinium sp. CCMP2592 is the source of this 2052-nucleotide messenger RNA. NCBI's taxonomy places the organism in Eukaryota, Dinophyceae, Suessiales, Symbiodiniaceae. The record is from the annotation of a GenBank genome assembly.